UAUGGGGGGCGAGAGAGGAGGUGACUCUCCAGCAGCAUUUAGACACAGCGAAAGGAUCAUGGCGGAUGGCCCCAGGUGUAAGCGCAGAAAACAGGCGAAUCCGAGGAGGAAUAACGUGACCAAUUACAGCAAUGUGGUGGAGGCGAACUCGGACUCGGACGACGAGGACAAGCUGCACAUCGUGGAGGAGGAGAGUCUGCCGGACACGGGCGACUGCGAUAGCAACCUGCCCGACGACGAGCUGCCGCCCCACCCCGCCACGCUGGGCCACAACGGCCCCGGAGACCUGGAGGACGGGUGGGAGGAAGAAGCUGCAGAGGAUAUCCUGGGGCCAGAUGCUCAGGUACAGAAAGUGGGAUUUAAAGUGAAUGAUGAGUGUGGGUCAGAUGGGGAUGAAGAACGCAGCACAGAUGCCAUGGUGGAGGAGAUGCUGCAGCAGGGCGACACCGCUGUUAUCUACCCCGAGGCACCAGAGGAUGAGCCGCGGCAGGGCACACCUGAAGCCAGCAUCCACGACGAGAACGGCACCCCGGACGCCUUCUCCCAGCUGCUCACGUGCCCCUACUGCGCCCGCGGCUACAAGCGCUACACCUCCCUGAAGGAGCACAUCAAGUACCGCCAUGAGAAGAGCGAGGACAACUUCAGCUGCUCCCUCUGCACCUACACCUUCGCCUACCGCUCGCAGCUGGACCGCCACAUGACUGUGCACAAGUCCGGCCGGGACCAGACCCAUGUGACACAGACUGGGGGCAACCGCAAAUUCAAGUGCACUGAAUGCGGAAAGGCAUUUAAAUACAAGCACCACCUGAAGGAGCACUUGCGCAUCCACAGCGGAGAGAAGCCGUACGAGUGCUCCAACUGCAAGAAGCGCUUCUCCCACUCCGGCUCAUACAGCUCCCACAUCAGCAGCAAGAAGUGCAUCGGCAUGACCCCUGUGAACGGGCGGCCGCGUCCGGGGGGCAAAACACCCCAAUGCUCCUCUCCCUCCCUGCCCUCACCGCCCCCCACCCCAGCCAGGGCCCAGCCUCGCGACAAGACGGAACACGGCAAACCCCUCCAGGAGCAGCUGCCCAUCCACCAGAUCAAAUCGGAACCUGUGGAGUAUGAGUACAAGCCCAUUGUGCUGGGGACGGGGGUGAACGGGGUAUUCAACGGGGGCUCCACCCUGCAGGCGGUGACCUCCUCUCAGGGCGUGGUGCAGGCCGUGGUGCUUCCAACAGUGGGCCUGGUCUCCCCCAUCAGCAUCAACCUGAGCGACAUCCAGAAUGUCCUCAAGGUGGCGGUGGAUGGAAAUGUACUCCGUCAGGUCCUGGAAAACGCCCACCUCAACGCCACCGCCUCCAAAGAACCGGGGGCAGUCGGGGGUGUCGCGGCAGGGGGCGGCGUGGGACAGGCCCAGCCGGGCGCCCACUCCGUCAUCUCGGCCAUCAGUCUUCCUGUCGUCGACCAGGACGGCACCACCAAGAUCAUCAUCAACUACAGCCUGGACGCAGGCCAGGCCCAUUUGGGGGCCCAGGGCCUGAGGGUUUGCAAGACGGAAAAGCUCCCCGAGGACCUCACCGUCAAACCGGACAAAAGCAAGAAGGUGGAGCAGGAGGCAGAGAAAGAGGUGGAGAAAGACACAGAGAAAGCGGCGGAGAAGGGCACCGGAACAUGUCUCCUUUGCAACGACUGCCCCAAAGGUUGUGAUGAACUUCACCAGCUGAAACACUGUAAGAAGGAGACCCUCAGGGUCAAUGGUGCUGAUGUCGAAAGGGCGGAGUUGGUGAUUUCGUCCCUCCUUUCGGACGCCAACCUGACCUUCAGUCAACCCCCACUCAAAAACCUCCUGUCACUCCUCAAGGCCUACUACGCGCUGAAUGCUGAGCCCAGCCAGGAUGAACUCGCCAAGAUCUCCGACUCGGUCAACCUGCCUCUGGACGUGGUCAAGAAGUGGUUUGAGAAGAUGCAGAUGGGACAGGUUGGAGUGGAGGAACUCGACCCUCAGCCAGAACAAGAGGAAAGCCUGGUGGCCGAGUGUGCCGGUUCCCCAGGACAGGACGAGAGGGCCACAGCUGAGAGCAUAGAGACAAUAACUAGCUUGCGGCCAGCGUCCACCGAGCCCACUGUCAAUGGGUCCGAGAGCGCCCCGUCCUCCCCCUCACCACUAAACCUGUCAGCGGGUGGCCUUGUCCCAAAGUCCGAGAAGGACACAGAGGAGCCACUGGACCUAUCACUACCGAAGCUGCCCCGAGAGGACGCGGACAGGGCCGGCGGGGGCAGCGUUUACCAGAACACUGUUUACGUUCAGGAGGAGCCCCUGAACUUGACUUGCAUAAAGAAAGAGCCACUGCCUAACGGAGCGGCCAACGGCAGCCCUAACGCCCUUUACGCCGUCCAAUCAAGUGCCAACCCCAUCAACAUCGUCACCACUCAGCUGCCCACUAUCGUGGCCAUCGCCGGGCAGAACGGCAUCCCCUGUUUACGGGCACUGACCGGCAACAAGCAGACCAUACUGAUCCCACAGCUGGCGUACAGCUACGCCGCUCAAGGAAGCAGCCCAACUGGGUCAGAGAUGCUGCAGAAGCCUGCACAGACCAACGGCAUUAACCAGGAGGAGAGACAGGACACUAGCCCCGAGGGCGUCUCCGCCGUGGAGGACCAGAACGACUCGGACUCGGCCCAGCCCCGGAAGAAAGCCCGGAAGCUGGAGAAAGGGCUGUACGCGUGUGACCUGUGCGACAAGAUCUUCCAGAAGAGCAGCUCCCUGCUGAGGCACAAGUACGAGCACACAGGAAAGAGGCCUCACGAGUGCGGGAUCUGCAGCAAGGCCUUCAAACACAAGCACCACCUGAUCGAACACAUGCGGCUGCACUCGGGCGAGAAGCCCUACCAGUGCGACAAGUGCGGCCGCCGCUUCUCCCACUCCGGCUCCUACUCCCAGCACAUGAACCACCGCUACUCCUACUGCAAGAAGGAGGCCCAGGAGCGGCAGGAAGGGGGCGAGCCGGACGUCCAGGACGGGCUGCUCCCGCCUGUGGAGGAGCAGUCAGACAGCAGGGCCGCCUCCCCUCCCUCCCACCUGGACUCGGACGACCGGGAGAGCAGCACCCGGGAGGAGGAGUACAGCGAGGAGGAGGAGGAGGCUGAAGUGGGCAGUGUGAAUGAGGAGGACAUACGGGUGGUGAGGAUAGGCGAGGAGGGCGACAGGGAGGACAGUGGGGAUGAAGGGGAAGGGGAGGAGCCGAUGCAAGGCGAGGAGGAGGAGGAGGAGGGUGAGGAGCCUUUGGCAGAAGAUGAAGAAAUACAAGAAGAGGAAGAGGAGGCAGAGCCUGAAGAGGAAGGCGAGACAAUGCAGGAAGAGGAGGAGGAAGAGGCAGCACUUGGGCAAGGAGAGGUGGUACAGGAAGAAACAAUGGAGGUGCAGGAAGCACCGAGGGAAGAGGAGGCGCAGGAGACGGAGGAGGUGCAGAGGGAAGAGGAGCUGAUGGAAACGGAGGAGGGCACACUGUCCAUGGGCGCGGAGGAGAAGGAGGAGGAGAAGGAAGAGGAGAGCGACACCAUAACGGAGCAUGACCACGAUGAAGACGGGGGCCAGGAGAAUGGCAUUGUCUAGAAUUAUGAAACAAAUGGAAGGAAUCAAAUGCGAGGAGUUGAUACCACAGUUUUUCCCAAUAUACAAUACAGACGUUAUUGUAAGGGAAGAAUGGAAGAUUAUUAUAUGGAUGCUGUGUUUCAGUACACUACUGUGUAUAAAUCCUGGUGUGCCUGAUCUUAAAAAAAAGAAAAAACUUUUUCAUGUGAGAAACAUUUUCAGUGUUACAAUUGUUUGUAAAAAAGUACAUAAAGUUUAACAAAAAUGCAUAUACUGACUCUGAAAGCUAGAGUUGACAUGUUUUAGACAAUGUUUUAUUACUGAAGCAUCCUGGGUCAUUUCUUUUAUCAGUGUUACUAAUUUUGUCGCUCAUGUUUUGACCUUUUAAGCUGUACAGUUGGGAGAGAUUUCUAUACCUUUUUAUUGCCAAUGAACUAAAUCAGUAUUUUAUUAGGUUGGAUGAAGAAAAAAAACCUGCACUACAGUAUUCCUGGUUUACCUAUGGAUACAACAUGCAUCAGUGUUGUCUACCCUUCAGUAUUCGCGCACUAGAGUAGUACCUCCAUAACAUUAGCUGAUGUUAGCCAAGCAUUUGGUUUUUUUUUAAGUGAAUUGUGAGCCUUAAGAAGAAAAAUAUAUUGUGGGGAAUAAAAAGAAAGGAUGUGGUGUCAGACAGAGGAAUGGGGUUGUGUCGGAACCACAGAUUCCAGGAUUCUUGCUCUGUUUUAUUUUUUGUUUUUGUUUUUCUGUUUUUUUGUCUGUGGUUGAAUCUUCUGUCAGUGUUCUAGUAUCAGGCGAAGCGGGAGGACGUAUAGUAACAGAGCAGUUUACCCCCCCCCCCCCCCCCAGCCUUAUGCAAGACCUGUGAGCUGUAAGUGCCAUUGAUCAGUGUUACCUCAACGGCUGUAGCCAGUCGUUGUGCAUCAACGCAGGGCCCAUAUUAACUAACAUUUGUCCGCCAUCUUUGUAGCCCUUUUCACCCGUCUCGUCGUCCCUUUGGAAAAAUACGACUUCUGAGGUGAAGGUACUGCAUACACACGUUGUUAACUUUUGCUUGUUUUUUAUCAUUACGACUUUUGCAUUCAGAUAAAAAAUGGAGGUGUAUUUGAUAGUGAUGGGAAGACAAGGACUUGUGACCCCCGGACUUUCUGUUGUGGACGGAAUCAUUUUCUGUUGUUGAUGACACACUGAUUUGAAGCAGUCGAUUUUGCCAUUGGGAACUUCUUUUAAAACGAAUGGUAUCCCAUUUUCCCUUCUUUCUGAAGUAGGAAUUCCCAAUUGUGUUUGUAGGCCCAUCCUGUCUUUUCGCCCUGCAGCCCACCAGCUGAGCCCCACAGUCAGUUUAUUGUAGCAGUGCAUGUAGACUUGGAGCAAGCAGGCUGCAGGUACCCAGUCAGCCAGAGGGGUCACUGUUGGGCGACGAGACAGGGACUGCCCAAUACGCACCACCCUGGGGACUGGCCAGCACAGGCAUGGUCAGGACUUGAUGCCAGACGUGGGGUGCACAUCACUACACUGAAACCCAGUGGAGCUAGCAGAAUGUGCCACCCAACAUAACCAAGAGCAAUGAUUUGAUUGCUUCACAAAAGUCAGUGAUUGACAGCAGGAUAUAUUCCCAUCCAGUAUGGGGUUCUCCAUGCCUUCCUCUCCCAUACCUUGUGUUGGGUGUUCAGGAUGAAUAGACCUUUAGGCUAAGACUUAUACACAAAUAUGUUUAUUCUCCUGCCUUGGAAUGCCAAUUGUUUGUGAUUUUGUGCACUUGUUUAAAAUGUAUGGCAAGCUUGGCUGCUCUUCAGGUAACAAAUAUUACUAAAUAUGGUCCCACAAUGACAUGUUUUAGAUGGUUUUACCUGUCAGUAUUAAUUUUAUGUUCAUUCUUUUGUUUUUGUUUUAGUUUUUUGUUAAUGUUCAUGCAAAAACUGUGUACUGUAUGUUUUCAACAAUGGCAGUAUUAGUACCCUCACUGAUAUACAUACCUGUUUAGUUUUAGAAAACUUUUAUAUUUAUGUGUCUUAUUUUUAUAUUUCUUUAUGGUUAUUUAUUACACAGUGUAGUGUACAAUACUGUAGUUUGUAUUAAUACAAUAAUAUAUUUUAGUAUGAAAAAUAAUUUGGACGGUAAAAGAAUUCAAAGCUGGACAUAAACAUCUGGCAUUUUGAGAUAUGUUUUGAAAAGAGUAUUAUGUUAACAUUUCAGCUCGUCUUUGGUAAAUACGCCAGAGAAACUCAAUUAGAACCUGUUACCUUUGCAUUCAUUAUCAAGUUAGUUUUAUUUUCCCCAUUUUAUUAUGAAGCUACUGAACUUUGAAAACUAACUGUGUGACUAAUAGCAUGAAUCUUUGCUGUUGUAUUGAAGGAGUAUCCUAACCAUGAAGCUGUCCUGUCCUUUUAAAAAGCCAAAAUUGUAUUGACAUACCUUUUUAUGUUUUUUGUGCCAAUUUGUUCCUUUUUAUGUCUGAGUCAAGGCCACAACUCCUUUUAAGUGUCCCUGUUUAAUCCAUGGUCAUUUUUUAUAGGUUUUUUGUUUUGUUUAGUUUUUUAUGACUCCCCAUCUCACAAUAAAAUACAUCAACAAA
Messenger RNA from Conger conger (European conger), 6149 nucleotides. It is a transcript of the gene zeb1b, whose product is annotated as zinc finger E-box binding homeobox 1b. Gene Ontology annotation, biological process: anatomical structure development; regulation of transcription by RNA polymerase II. The record is from RefSeq and is a predicted model, not a curated record. NCBI's taxonomy places the organism in Eukaryota, Metazoa, Chordata, Actinopteri, Anguilliformes, Congridae. The transcript is spliced from 9 exons. The coding region runs from base 2 to 3595 and encodes 1197 amino acids. Gene Ontology annotation, molecular function: RNA polymerase II cis-regulatory region sequence-specific DNA binding; DNA-binding transcription factor activity, RNA polymerase II-specific.